UUCAGUUCAGGCUCCAUUUUGAGGAGAGGCUGAAAACCGAAAAACAUCUUCAACACCAGGCCCAACACAAGGACUGUAGAAUUAGUGAGUAGUUCCUUUAAUAUAAACACCUUUGCAGACUAAAAGUUUAUGAUUUACUGAAAUGUAUUAAGUAAAAACAAUUAACACUGCGUCACGUCACCGGAUUAAAGUCGCGUGAUAAACGUGUAUAGUACAUGGUUUCUUUAUGGGAUUUAAAAAAAAAAAAAAUUUAUCACUGCUAAUGAAAUGAGUUUGUAAUUCAGCCUCGAAUCCGUAUUGUUGCUUUAAAACAAGUCAGAAACUAACAUUAAUAUUUGAAUGAUAUGAAUGUUCCACAACACCAGAAACGACUUGUGUGUAAAGGUAUUGUUAUCUAUAUCUGUGUAUUAUAUUACAGUUUCUCUCUAGGAUUUCUUUUUCAUUAAUUAAGCAUUAAACCUUUGUGUUGAAUGUAUUAUUGGGCUUCAUAAGUGUAGAACAAACGUUUUGAUCUGGCUGUAGUUUAUUUCUUUUUUAUUUACACAUUCACAAAUAUGACAAAUAUGUCCAUAUUAUAUAUCCACAUAAAAUAUGACAUAAUUAAUAUUUUUAAAGUCAGUUCAUAAAAGCUCAGUGUUCACAUUUUAUAAAAUAUUUUUCCUUUGUUUGAGGCUUUUGUGGUACAGUAACAGAAAUAAAUGCACUCACCCUUAGGUCAAAGAUCAUCCAAGAUAUCUCUUACAUCCUUCAGUCUGAGAACAUUCAAAAUAUCUUCUUAUGUUCUUCCUGUAUGUGUUUUUGUUGAUUGAUGACAGUGAGCUGUUUUGGAUUUAACAUCAUUGUCCGUCUUUUGCUCUGAUCAGAUUUGGACCAUUUUACCCUUCCUUUUGACCUUGAUUUUAGAUCUUGCCUUUGAACUUUUCUUCUGUUUUAUACAAAUGUCUUCUGUUUUAUACAAAUGUCACUAACGAUUUGGCAUUUCUCUCUUUCAGACUGAAUGUGCUCUUGUCCCCAUCACUACUGCAUAAUCCUUAUAGAUUACUCUUACUGUGAAUCCUCAUGAUUCUCAAGGUUGGAAUCACAUGUCAGUGACCUGCUGCUGAAUGAGAUUAUCUGAAUGCUCUAGACAUGUCACUAACCAUGAGCUUCUGACAUUAUUUGUUACUAAAUACACCAAUUUGUGUCUUAAGGACCAAAGCUAUAAAAGUUUUUUUUUCUUCAAGAUUUACUGCAUGUUGUUUUUUGUGUUUACUAGAAGUUAAUGUUGUAGGUGUUCGAUCCAGACAACAGUGACUCAGCUGUGUGUCCAUAAGCUGUCUGUGCAUUCACUGAUAUUAAAAAAUGGAGAGCUCUGAUCUGGACACAGUUGACAUGACCCCACCCUCAAAAAAAUGUAAACUAGAGGCAAAAACAUUGGAAUCUGCAGCACCCAGCUGUGUCUCCAUGAAGAGUGACAGGUCUAUGGAUCUUCCUGGGAACUUUAAACUUGGAGACUCCUCACCUGUACACAGUACACAAAAUGGAAGGAGAUCAGCCUCACCACCACAGAGCGGUAUCUCCAUGAAGAGUAACACAUCUAUGGAUCUUCCUCGGAACUUUAAAGGAUCAGACUUCUCAUCAGUACACAGUGUGCUACAGAAGCCAGGAGACAGAAGAGAAAAGACUAUGAUCACAGAUACAAGACAAGAACCACGAUCUGUUGGUGUUUAUGAAUUCCUGAAAAAGUACAAGUUACAUUUGAUGAAGCAGUUUCAGUGUUUGAAUGGAGUGAUAAACCUGGGAACCCAAACACUCCUGAAUGAGAUCUACACAGAGCUUUACAUCACAGAGGGAGACAGUAAAGAUGUCAAUAAUGAACAUGAGGUGAUACAGAUUGAAGCAGCAUCCAGGAGAACAACAACAGAGGAAACGCCAAUCAAAUGCAAUGACAUCUUUAAGCCUUUAUCUGAACAAGACAGACCCAUCAGAACUGUGCUGACAAAAGGAGUUGCUGGCAUCGGAAAAACAGUCUCUGUGCAGAAGUUCAUUCUGGACUGGGCUGAAGGGAAAGUAAAUCAGGACGUCCACCUCAUAUUUCCACUUCCUUUCAGAGAGCUGAACUUGAUGAAGGACCAGAAACUGAGUCUGAUGGAGCUCCUUCAUGUCUUUUUUAAGGAAACAAAAGAAACAGAAAUGUUAAGUAUGGAAAAGGUUCUGUUCAUUUUUGACGGAUUGGACGAGUGUCGUUUUCCUCUAGAUUUCCAGAACACAGUGAGAGUGUGUGAUGUAACUGAAUCAGCAUCAGUGCCUGUGCUGCUGAUAAACCUGAUCAAAGGGAAUCUGCUUCCAUCUGCUCUCAUCUGGAUCACCUCCAGACCUGCAGCAGCUGAUCAGAUCCCCUCUGAGAGUGUUGAUCGAGUCACAGAGGUACGAGGGUUCAAUGACCCACAGAAGGAGGAGUACUUCAGGAAGAGGAUCAGUGAUCAGAGCCUGGCCAAUAACAUCAUCACACACCUGAAGUCAUUAAGAAGCCUCUACAUCAUGUGUCACAUCCCAGUCUUCUGCUGGAUUUCAGCCACUGUUCUAGAGAGAAUGUUGGGUGAAGCAGAGAGUGGAGAGAUCCCCAAGACUCUGACUCAAAUGUACACACACUUCCUCAUCAUUCAGACAAACAUCAUAAGAGAAAAAUACUCAAAGAAGCAGGAGAGUGAUGAAGAAAUGCUUCUCAAACUGGGACAACUGGCUUUUCAGCAGCUGAUGAAAGGCAACCUGAUCUUCUAUGAUGAAGACCUGAGAGAGUGUGGUAUUGAUGUGAGCGAAGCAGCAGUGUACUCAGGUGUGUGUACUCAGAUCUUCAGAGAGGAGUUUGGGCUUCAGCAGAGUAAAGUGUUCUGCUUUGUGCAUCUGACCAUUCAGGAGCAUCUCGCAGCUCUGUAUGUGCACCUGACCUUCAUGAAGAAAAAGAUUAAUGUUCUUAAACACAGUCAGGUCGUUAACACAAUCUCAGAUGUCCACAACUGGGCUGUAGAUCAGGCCUUGGAAACUAAGACUGGACGUCUGGACCUUUUCCUCCGCUUUCUUCUGGGUCUUUCACUGGAGACCAAUCAGAAACUCUUACACACCUUUAUAACACAUACAGGAAGUAGCCCCCAGAGCAAAGAAGAAACAGUUCAGUACAUUAAGAUGAAGAUCAGAAGAAAUCCUCCUGAAGAUAAAUCCAUCAAUCUGUUCCACUGUCUGAAUGAACUGGGUGAUAAUUCACUAGUGGAGGAAAUCCAAAACUACCUAAAAUCUGGAAAACAAAGAAAACUCUCUUCCUCACAGUGGUCUGCUCUGGUGUUUGUGUUACUGACCUCAGCACAGGAACUGGAGGAAUUUGACCUGAGUAAAUAUAGUACAGAGAAGAUAACAGAUCUGGUUCUUUUGAAGGUGAUGCCUGUGACUGCAGCAUCAAGAAAAGCAGUUAUUCGGCAUGUAACAUUUAAAGAGAAAAGCUCAGCAGCUUUGGCCUCAGUGCUCAGCUCUGAAUACACCAUACUGAGAGAACUGGAUCUGUCUGAGAGUAAACUAGGAGACUCAGGAGUGAAAAGUCUUUCUGCUGGACUGAAGAAUCCUCACUGUAAACUGGAGACAAUGAGGUUGUGUGUUUGUGGUGUCUCAGAUGAAGGCUGUGCUGCUCUGACUUCAGCUCUGAGAUCAAACCCCUCACACCUGAGACACCUGGAUCUGUCUGAGAAUAAACUUGGAGACUCAGGAGUGAAGAGUCUCUCUGCUCUAUUGGAGAAUCCUCACUGUAACCUGGAGACACUGAGGUUGUGUGUUUGUGGUGUCUCAGAUGAAGGCUGUGCUGCACUGACUUCAGCUCUGAGAUCAAACCCCUCACACCUGAGACACCUGGAUCUGUCUGAGAAUAAACUUGGAGACUCAGGAGUGAAGAGUCUCUCUGCUCUAUUGGAGAAUCCUCUCUGUAACCUGGAGACACUGAGGUUGUGUGUUUGUGGUGUCUCAGAUGAAGGCUGUGCUGCUCUGACUUCAGCUCUGAGAUCAAACCCCUCACACCUGAGAGACCUGGAUCUGUCUGAGAAUAAACUUGGAGACCCAGGAAUGAAGAGUCUCUCUGCUCUAUUGGAGAAUCCUCUCUGUAACCUGGAGACACUGAGGUUGUGUGUUUGUGGUGUCUCAGAUGAAGGCUGUGCUGCUCUGACUUCAGCUCUGAGAUCAAACCCCUCACACCUGAGACACCUGGAUCUGUCUGAGAAUAAACUUGGAGACUCAGGAGUGAAGAGUCUCUCUGCUCUAUUGGAGAAUCCUCUCUGUAACCUGGAGACACUGAGGCUGUGUGAUUGUGGUGUCACAGAUGAAGGCUGUGCUGCACUGACUUCAGCUCUGAGAUCAAACCCCUCACACCUGAGACACCUGGAUCUGUCUGAGAAUAAACUUGGAGACUCAGGAGUGAAGAGUCUCUCUGCUCUAUUGGAGAAUCCUCUCUGUAACCUGGAGACACUGAGGUUGGUGGACUGUGUCAUUUCAGAUGAAGGCUGUGAUACUCUGACUUCAGCUCUGAGAUCAAUGCCUUUACAUCUGGAUCUAGUCUUGAAUAAAAAAGGAGACUCCAGAAAGAAGAUGCCUGCAGCUUGUAAGGAUGAUGAACAUCACAAACUACAGUAACUGAUGGAAAGUUAUGAACUAUUCACAUACACAUUGAAAGAUAACAAAGAUAUUAAGUGUUAUAAAGUGGUUAUAGGUAAUGUACAUAUGAAUUACCUAUAAGUAAUAUACCUAUCAAUAUACUGGAAUAUUCUGAACUAGGCUGAUUGUAUGAUACCACAUCUAUAACCGUGAAAUCAAGUGACGGCGUCCUCAUUCUUUCUGUCCUGUUCUGAUUUAAUAAUGCACUUGUAAAUAAAUUGUGUAAACCACCAUGAUUGUUUCUGCUGAUGUCUCUUUUCUUGUGAUAACACCGAAUAACAUUAUUCUGUAUUACUACACUGUGGUGAUAUGAAUAAAUCUUCCUAUCCAAUCACA
Tachysurus fulvidraco (yellow catfish) is the source of this 5004-nucleotide messenger RNA. Its product is annotated as NACHT, LRR and PYD domains-containing protein 12-like. The record is from RefSeq and is a predicted model, not a curated record. Lineage: Eukaryota; Metazoa; Chordata; Actinopteri; Siluriformes; Bagridae. The transcript is spliced from 12 exons. Gene Ontology annotation, molecular function: protein binding. The coding region runs from base 1342 to 4647 and encodes 1101 amino acids.